Messenger RNA from Phaeoacremonium minimum UCRPA7, 417 nucleotides. RefSeq lists its product as hypothetical. The record is from RefSeq and is a predicted model, not a curated record. The coding region runs from base 1 to 417 and encodes 138 amino acids. Lineage: Eukaryota; Fungi; Ascomycota; Sordariomycetes; Togniniales; Togniniaceae. The transcript is spliced from 4 exons.
AUGAUUAUUGACUCCGAAUCAUCUGACUCCAAGCGGCCCAUCGCAAGGACACCCGAACCUCAGAUGCAGCAAGACCGCGCAAACGGCAACAAGAUCGAUACUGAGCGAUCACCGAGCACCCCCGGUCAUUUAGCCCCCUUCGACUGGGAAGAGUUUGAGUCUCGCUAUGAGCAAGCUUUGUCAGAUGCAAACCAGCAGGAGCAGGACUUGCUUGGCGAGUUUGAGCGGCUUGUAAAGUACUUCAAUGUAUGGGCAUCAGCUGCAUCUGCACACGACAAUGAACGCGCUCACAAACGGCUGCAAACCCGUGAGCGAUAUGUUCAGAUCGAGGAGUCGAAUCUGGUCCAGAAAAAGAAACAUUUGAGCGAGGUCGUGAGAGCCUUCCAAAGCGCACUAGCCCUACUGAGCCAACCUUAA